Molecule: messenger RNA, 1633 nt
Organism: Glycine soja
Lineage: Eukaryota; Viridiplantae; Streptophyta; Magnoliopsida; Fabales; Fabaceae
Product: probable sugar phosphate/phosphate translocator At2g25520
Exons: 1
Coding region: 270-1304 (344 amino acids)
Cellular component (GO): Golgi apparatus; endosome; trans-Golgi network
Molecular function (GO): antiporter activity
Source: RefSeq, a predicted model, not a curated record
AGUCUUUACUCAAAGUGAAGCUCUUGAAUACAAGUACUAUAAAAUAAGCAAAAUUAGUGAUUCAAUUGAAUUCGAGUUUCCUUUUUAAUCACCUGGUUUGAGUUUUGAAGGAGAUCCAAUCCAAGUGCAUUGAAUGCUGAUCACCUGAAAUUCCGCCAGAUCUCUCCCUCUUCCACGCUCUUGAUAAACCGAAACGAAGCAAUAUCCAUCACACACCACUGUUAGGGUUAGGGUUAGGGUUAGGGUUGGGGGUGUUCUGAGAAACAACAAUGGCGGUCUCCGACGGCGUCGUGAAGAAAAUCGUCCUCUCCUACACUUACGUGGCGAUAUGGAUCUUCCUCAGCUUCACGGUCAUCGUGUACAACAAGUACAUUCUGGAUCGCAAGAUGUACAACUGGCCCUACCCGAUCUCGCUCACCAUGAUCCACAUGGCGUUCUGUUCCUCCCUGGCGUACAUUCUCGUUCGCGUCUUGAAGCUCGUGGAACCGGUUUCGAUGUCUCGGGAUCUCUACCUCAAAUCCGUUGUUCCAAUCGGUGCACUCUAUUCACUUUCCCUCUGGUUUUCCAAUUCCGCGUAUAUAUACCUCUCUGUUUCGUUCAUUCAGAUGCUCAAGGCGCUUAUGCCUGUUGCGGUUUAUUCAAUUGGUGUCAUGUUCAAAAAAGAGGCCUUUAAGAACGAGACCAUGGCGAACAUGGUUUCCAUCUCGCUCGGUGUUGCGGUUGCGGCUUACGGUGAAGCCAAAUUCGAUGCAUGGGGUGUUACCCUGCAGCUUAUGGCGGUUGCGUUUGAGGCGACACGGUUGGUUCUGAUUCAGAUUUUGCUCAAUUCGAAGGGGAUUUCGCUGAACCCUAUCACCUCGCUUUACUACAUUGCUCCCUGUUGUUUGGUGUUCUUGUCCGUGCCUUGGAUUAUCAUGGAGUACCCUUCGUUGAGGGACAACUCCAGCUUCCAUUUGGAUUUCGCGAUUUUCGGCACCAAUUCGGCUUGUGCUUUCGCGUUGAACCUCGCGGUUUUCUUGCUGGUGGGAAAGACUUCGGCUUUGACAAUGAACGUUGCUGGGGUGGUCAAGGAUUGGCUCUUGAUUGCGUUCUCUUGGUCUGUGAUAAAGGAUACUGUGACCCCACUUAACUUGAUUGGUUACGGCUUGGCAUUUUUGGGGGUUGCGUAUUAUAAUCAUUGCAAGUUGCAGGCUUUGAAGGCUUCGGAGGCGCAGAAGAAGACUCAGCAGGCUGAUGAAGAGGCUGGGAGGUUGUUGGAGCAGAAGGAUGAAGGGACUGGAAGGAAGAACGACAACCAGAACUGAUCUCAUUUUUGCUCACUCUCUUCGAUUAAUGUUGGAUGAGGCAGGUUUUGUUUUUGGCUUUGUUGUCUAAUGUACUGCUAUUAUUAGGUAAUUAUUAUGAUCGUCAUUAUUGUUAUUAUCGUUGUCAUUAUUAUAUUAUUAUUAUUAUUACUAAUGUUACAUGUUACAUCUCCCAGUUUAAUUUUCAUACCCUUGUUUAGUUAUGUAUUGGAGGCUGAGAUUGACGUUUGUUCCUUAUAUUACUGAUUCGAGUUUAUGGGUAGAGAAUGAAGUUGCAUUAUGAUUUGAUAAUUGAUUAAUGUUAUGCAAGUUUAUUGUGGAACAGCUAA